GCCACUUGCAAGCGGGAUCAAAGGCUUGCAAUGCUUAGAACCCACCGUGUACACAUGCAGAAGAAGAAAGAGGAGGAGGUCGAACAUUUUGAGGAAAAUACCAAUUGGCUGCAUCGUGUUGAAAAUGAAAUGCGACUCCUGGGUCAAGAUGGGUGUAUUCCAAAGGAACUCUGUGAAGACCUGCAGUGUUGCCAUUUAAACCUAGAAGUUAAGGACCUGAAAGCCCAGAUUGAGCACAUGUUAUCUCUGGUGUCCCUUCAAGAUCAGCACUAUAAGCAGACAGAAAAAGUACUAAAUACUUUGCUUCCAGUUCUUCGCAAGCAGUAUCUGACUUUGAAAGAAGCUGGGUUGAUAAAUAAUUUAUCUGAGACUGAAUUUGCAGAGGUUGAGCAGCUGAUUCAAAGACAAAAAUCAGUAGUUUGGGCUGACCAGACUGAAGAAAAAGAACAAAAUCAAAACCAUGAACUGGAGUUGUCAGCUAUCUUUGCAUUCCCACAACUUGUGAACAGACAAAACACUCCAUGCCGUACAGCUUUUGGUACACCAUCGCAAGAAACGAAUAAAAAUACACAGCAAACAGUAGAAUAUGCAGUACCACCACAGAAAAGAACUAGGCGGAAGCUAAUGGACUCUCCAGUCACAGCUGAAAGUCCUGCUGCAUCCAAGCACUCCAGUCUCCAUCAUCUGGAAGAUUCUCUUACCAAGGAAGUCCACCCUAUUAUGUAUACACCAGAAUUUUGCAGAAAGCCAGUACAAAGCUGCUGUACACAGACUGUGGUAAAGAAAGCUUUACAUCUUGCAGGCCUUCAGGAAGCCAAUGCGUGUAAUAUAGAUAUGCCAGUGAAAAAGGCGAGUAUUAUGGACUCCACAUGUGACAUAAUCCCAGAAUGCAAUGAAGCUGAUAUGGACUCAACAGUAAUUCUCUAUGAAGGGACAGGUGAAACAACUGAAAUGUCUACCGACUCCUCCGUGAAGGAAUCACAGCCGUGCAGCAAUAGCAUUCUGCAAAGACUUGGUCUCUCUUCAUUAAAAAGCAAAAAUCCUACUUCAGAACUUGAGAAGCCUUCAUAUAUGGCAAUGACUUCUGCUGCUGAGAGAAAAAGAAAGAUAUUAAGUUCUACAUCGAACACUGGGUUAGGCAGCCAGAGAGACCCUGUUUCUGCAAAACGCAUUCGACAAGAGGUCUUGUUAAGCCAUAGAGCUUUGCGAGUACCCAAAAUGGCAGGAAUUAAAACAAGGAGCUGGAAGCAAGAACAAGAUGUACGAAGAAACCUAGUUAGAAGCCUUUCUGAAGGAAACGUAGCAUUGGGUGUUAAAUCAAGGACACCAAAAAAUCUGUUACUUCAUGUUUGUAAGAAAAAAAGUAGGAUUUAG
Pelecanus crispus (Dalmatian pelican) is the source of this 1374-nucleotide messenger RNA. The record is from RefSeq and is a predicted model, not a curated record. Lineage: Eukaryota; Metazoa; Chordata; Aves; Pelecaniformes; Pelecanidae.